Messenger RNA from Cadophora gregata, 330 nucleotides. RefSeq lists its product as uncharacterized. Lineage: Eukaryota; Fungi; Ascomycota; Leotiomycetes; Helotiales; Ploettnerulaceae. Bases 1 to 330 code for a protein of 109 amino acids. The transcript has a single exon. The record is from RefSeq and is a predicted model, not a curated record.
AUGUCUGGAAGACUCGAUAAGUCGCUCGAUGAGAUCAUCUCCACUCAACGCACAUCCACUGGUCGUGGUAGAGGUCGCCGUGGUGGUCGUCGCACAACUCAAGCCGGCAAGCCCGCCACCGUCGCACCUGUUGGUGGUAUCAAGAAGACAACCAAGUCUACCAGAAACCCUGUCAAGGCCAUCCCAACUGGCCCAUCUGGCUCUGGUGAAGGAAAGGUUAUGGUCAGCGGAUUCGUAAGUCCUGUUUCUUACCUCCGCCGUAAGCAUCUGCUAACCCCAUGCCAGCCUAAGGAUAUCAGCGAGAUCAUGAUUAAGGUAUGUUACCGAUGA